Paramecium octaurelia is the source of this 888-nucleotide messenger RNA. NCBI's taxonomy places the organism in Eukaryota, Ciliophora, Oligohymenophorea, Peniculida, Parameciidae. The record is from the annotation of a GenBank genome assembly.
AAAUGAUGGAUGGAAUAACAAAAGAAGUCUUGGAACCCUCUAUUAAUGGAAAAAUUUAACUUGUAUAAAAAUGUGAAGGAGAUACUGAUAAAAUUUAGAUAACUUCAACAGAUAGUAAUUAUACUUUAGUUUACCUUAGAAUACCAAGAAUCGGACAGCUUUAUGAAUAAUUAGGAGGACGAUUGUGGUAAUUAUUUGAGUUGUAUAGUUACAAGGUUUUGGAUAAUAGCUCGAGUUUCACGAUGAAAUUGUUUAAGUUGUAGAUAUUUUUGACAAAGAAUUCGUUUCAGCUGGAGAGGUUCUGAGCAAAAAUUUUGAAGAAAUAAAUCUAGAGCUCCAAAAUCCACCUAAUUAUGGGGUUGGAUAGGAAUCUAACAAUAAAUAUUAAUAAAUAUUUAACUAUGGAGAUUUUGAUGAUGGUAUCUAUGUGAAACAUAUUAAUAAGAUCAAAAUUGUUCUCAAUAAGAACAUGAAAUGGUAAAUAUAUAGAAUAAUCUUGUUUCAACCAAAGUGUAUACGAAAAUUCCUGGGGAAACCAAGAACCUUCCAAAAUGUCUAGCUCGACGCAUCCAAGACUACAUAACAACUAUAGUACAAGAUUCCGAAGAUCCUGAACUUAAAAACACAUUAAAUAAUCCAGAAAUCAAAAGGUUCCUUGAUAUGAAACCUGAGAAAAUCUCCAAACAAAAACUUGAUCUCUUCAUACAAAGUGAUAUUGGUAGUAUUUUUUGUAAGGAAUUCUUUGGAAAUUGUCUAUGGAGUUAUGGAAUAACAAAGGAGGGCAAAACAAAUGUAGAAACCUGCUUUAGAUACAACAUUUAAUAUUUUACAAAAACAAUUAAGAAAAGAAAACUAAAUUGAUGGCUUUAAAGAGUAUUUUAAUUUAUA